AUGGAUAAAUCAUCUCUAUACCAUGUCGAGUAUGAUUUCGAGAAGAAUGAUGAACAAGUUUUCCAAAAACCUAAAGAUGAGUUAUUCGACCUCGGCAGCCUUGGUUACUUUGACAAAGAGAAUAUCAUCAUAGUUGGUUCAUGUAACGAUUUGGUUUGUUUAACAACAAAAAACGACAACUAUCUAUGUGGUCAUGUCUACGUCUGUAAUCCGAUCACUCAAGAAUGUACGCAACUUCCUGGUCUCGUUCCGAAUAACAAAGACUACAAAGAUGCUGGUUAUGGUUCUAAUCUUUACGGAUUUGGUUAUCUUCAUUCAAGUGACGAGUACAAGGUUGUUCGAAUCAGCUACAAAGUAGAUCCCAACAUCGGUGCAAUCUUUCAGGGGGAAAUACACGUAAACACACUCGGUGACGGCAGAGGGUGGAGAUAUAGGGAAGAAAUCAUAACCAACCAGUUGCAUUGUUCAGAACAACAAGGUAUCUUUGUGGAUGGAGCACUUUACUGGAAAAGUAGUACAGGUCUUGAUAUAGGUGUCUUCGAUUUAACAGAUGAGAAAUUAUACAUGCUCCAUCCACCACCUCGUGCCCGUUCAGAAUGGGGACAUUUUAAAAUGGUGGCAUUAGGAGGACAACUGUGUUUUUUUCAGGCAACGACGUACCAUAGCUCGAACAUAUGGUUGUUGGAAAAGAGAAAAGGAACUUAUGGUAAUUGCUCUUCACCGAUUUGGAUUGAAGGAGCAUCUCACUACAAAAAAGAAGGCUUCUAG
Messenger RNA from Papaver somniferum (opium poppy), 768 nucleotides. Its product is annotated as F-box/kelch-repeat protein At3g06240-like. NCBI's taxonomy places the organism in Eukaryota, Viridiplantae, Streptophyta, Magnoliopsida, Ranunculales, Papaveraceae. The coding region runs from base 1 to 768 and encodes 255 amino acids. The record is from RefSeq and is a predicted model, not a curated record. The transcript has a single exon.